Molecule: messenger RNA, 1935 nt
Organism: Exophiala bonariae
Lineage: Eukaryota; Fungi; Ascomycota; Eurotiomycetes; Chaetothyriales; Herpotrichiellaceae
Exons: 4
Coding region: 1-1935 (644 amino acids)
Biological process (GO): protein phosphorylation
Molecular function (GO): protein serine/threonine kinase activity; ATP binding
Source: RefSeq, a predicted model, not a curated record
AUGACGGCGCCGCUUGGAGACUUCAAAGUAGAUUGGGAUUUCCAGUCGUUCACAAAACGCGGUAGUGGCCGUAGCGCCACAGCACCCCGCCAUAUCAGUCGACUCUUCAACUGGACAAGGGGACCUGGUAGGGCAGAUGGGGAGCCGAAAAGGCCUGGCACCAAAUUCCGCCACAUGUUCUAUACCAAAUUGGACGUCGAAGACCACGCCGAGUGGCAGUUCGAACGUCCACUCGGUGUCGGCGGGUACGGAGCCGCAGCCUUAUUCCGGAAAAGGGAUGCAUCUCAGAAUGUUGUUGAUGAAUUCGCCUUGAAAGUCACCGACGUUAAGGACUCUUACAGGGUUCAUAAAGAUAAGCCGGGCCUGACGAAAGAAGCGGCGAUUAUGGCUCAACUCAAUGACUUCGGCUGUCCCAGCAUCUUGCGCCUACGUCAAUUCCAGGAACACUCUUAUGAGUGGUUUUGUCGGUAUUAUUUUGAGUACGCUGACCUGGGUAACUUGAAUGAGCUGCGGACCAGGUAUAUGGCGUGGAGGAUGCGCUUUCCGGAGCCGUUUUUGUGGCAUGUUUUCCUUCAUCUGGCCAAAGCCUGUCAGAAGUUCGAGGCCAGCGAAUUCAGAAGCUUGAAACAAGACACAUUUGGAAAGAAGCUCGAGACGGCCUAUCUCCUCCACAAUGAUAUUAAGCUUGACAAUAUUUUCUUAUGCACGGCCCCGGAUGAUGGCAACAUCGCAAAUAUGUAUCCUAUUCCAAAGGUCGCCGACUUCGGCCUUGCCACUAUUAUUGAGAGCGCAAGAGCUGAGUCAGCUCGAGUUUGCAAUAAGAAGCUCAGGAUAGGAGUUAAACACUGGGAGCCGCCUGAAUUCCGAUUUGAACAGAAUCAAAAACACCCAGACCGAUAUUUCUUUAAUCAAGACACGGGCCAGGUCGAUGACUCGUAUGGCGAUGACCCUCGAAAUCAGCAUCGGAUCUCAUCCCAGGCAAAUAUCUGGGCAAUUGGCAUGGUUAUGUGGCUUCUGGUCUCUCAUAGUGAUCCCCGGGUUCUCAGCGACAAAGUCGACGAUAUCCUAACGGGACGCCGAAAAUUAAAUCAUUAUUGGGAGACAGAAGCCCUUAUCCUUGAUGAGGAAGAUUUUGGUCUCGAUGAUGAGGACGAGGACGACAAUGAAGAUAAAGUUAAAUACAGCGCGAGACUACUCUACCGUAUUCAACAGUGCACUAGCUUGAAGCCACAUUUUCGGCCAAGCGCGGGCAGGUUAGUCGAGCAAAUCGAGGAACGUUUGAUACAUUGGGAACGGAAAGUCAGCGCUGCCAGGGCUAGGGGAGGAGCCGACAACACAAAAGUUUACUUCAAGAUGCACGAGUUCAAGGGUCUCUCACUAGGAGAUGUGAACAUGUAUAGGCUGGGCAACUCCUUCUGGUCGCACUUUACGCAGGCCCUGAUCUGGGAACCGCCGGAAGUGGAGUUCGUAGUCCCUCCCGAAGCCCCAGCGGAGGCGAUCCUGCAUGAAGAUCUGGGUGCUCCUGAGCCUAUAGUCAGGGAUAUCAGACGAAGGUGGAGAGCUGCGGUUAGGAGACGAGACAAUCCGAGGGGUGCACUACCACGGCCUCCGCCUCCGCCUCCUCCUCCUGAGGGUGGUCAGGGUCCGGAGGAUGAGGUAGAGAGACCGGAAAACCCAGCGGGCGUGGUGAAUCUACAGCCACCUCCUCCAGCAGAACCUCCUGAGCUCUUCUACACUGCUCAAGAGCCACCGGAGGGUCGGCGCGGAAGGAAACGGCGGGCCACCGAAAUGGAGCAAGAUGUACAAGAGGAAGACGAUGAAGAGAGCAAUUACAGCGAAACAAACACGGAAACUAGAGACGAGGACAUUGAUGACAGUCAGCGUUGGUGGAGGAGGUGGAGAUGGUGGAACGAACAACCUGACGUUCACGGAUGA